Messenger RNA from Pan troglodytes (chimpanzee), 4895 nucleotides. It is a transcript of the gene CRISPLD1, whose product is annotated as cysteine rich secretory protein LCCL domain containing 1. The coding region runs from base 1080 to 2582 and encodes 500 amino acids. The transcript has 15 exons. NCBI's taxonomy places the organism in Eukaryota, Metazoa, Chordata, Mammalia, Primates, Hominidae. The record is from RefSeq and is a predicted model, not a curated record. Gene Ontology annotation, cellular component: extracellular region.
GAGAAGACAAUGCCUCAUAUUUUAUGAAUAAAGAGGGGGUCUCAACUGUCAGGCCAUUCUGAGUCACAUAUUGACCCCAAAUUCUAUUGAACAUCUUCCCCACCUGGUCCUCAUCGAGGAUGCGGACCCCUGGGAAAAAUAAAAGGAAAAGUAUUUUUCCAUUUCGUCCCCUAUUUCCCCUUUUGUGCCUCCAAGAUUGAAGGUGUUAACCCCAUCCCCCACCCACUCCAUGCUCUAUGGGGCAGCCCCUCGUCUGUAAGGACCCUUAAAGGCAUUUCAGCAUCUCAGCAGAAAGGAACUGACUGGGAGGAGGAUCUUUGAAUGCAGGGGAGCUGGGAGGAUUGAGGGGGGUUGGGGCCCUCCUUGCACACAUCUCCCACCAGGGGCCAGACCUUCCGGGCUUGGGUCUCGGGAGCCCAAAGCACGCCCACAAAGGCCGAGCGCCCUGGCUUCGCUGCGUUCCGGAGAAGCAGGGCGUGCUGCUUCUCCCGGAUCUGGCGGGCCUCUGGCCACGGCUGGUUGGAGGUGGGGGUGGGCGAGGAGGGGCGCUCAAGUCACGUGCCCGCGCUGGGGCCGCAAUAAAUGCUCGCGAACGCGAGGGAGCGACGGAAGCGCUAGGCGCCUGGUUCUGCGCGCACCGGCUGUACGGAGCAAGAAGUCGCCGCCAGCCUCCGCCGCCGAGCCUCGCUCGUGUCCCCGCCCCUCGCUCCUGCAGAUACUGCUCAGAGACGCUGGGGCGCCCACCCUGGCAGACUAACGAAGCAGCUCCCUUCCCACCCCAACUGCAGGUCUAAUUUUGGACGCUUUGCCUGCCACUUCUUCCAGGUUGAGGGAGCCGCAGAGGCGGAGGCUCGCGUAUUCCUGCAGUCAGCACCCACGUCGCCCCCGGACGCUCGGUGCUCAGGCCCUUCGCGAGCGGGGCUCUCCGUCUGCGGUCCCUUGUGAAGGCUCUGGGCGGCUGCAGAGGCCGGCCGUCCGGUUUGGCUCACCUCUCCCAGGAAACUUCACACUGGAGAGCCAAAAGGAGUGGAAGAGCCUGUCUUGGAGAUUUUCCUGGGGAAAUCCUGAGGUCAUUCAUUAUGAAGUGUACCGCGCGGGAGUGGCUCAGAGUAACCACAGUGCUAUUCAUGGCUAGAGCAAUUCCAGCCAUGGUGGUUCCCAAUGCCACUUUAUUGGAGAAACUUUUGGAAAAAUACAUGGAUGAGGAUGGUGAGUGGUGGACAGCCAAACAACGAGGGAAAAGGGCCAUCACAGACAAUGACAUGCAGAGUAUUUUGGACCUUCAUAAUAAAUUACGAAGUCAGGUGUAUCCAACAGCCUCUAAUAUGGAGUAUAUGACAUGGGAUGUAGAGCUGGAAAGAUCUGCAGAAUCCUGGGCUGAAAGUUGCUUGUGGGAACAUGGACCUGCAAGCUUGCUUCCAUCAAUUGGACAGAAUUUGGGAGCACACUGGGGAAGAUAUAGGCCCCCGACGUUUCAUGUACAAUCGUGGUAUGAUGAAGUGAAAGACUUUAGCUACCCAUAUGAACAUGAAUGCAACCCAUAUUGUCCAUUCAGGUGUUCUGGCCCUGUAUGUACACAUUAUACACAGGUCGUGUGGGCAACUAGUAACAGAAUCGGUUGUGCCAUUAAUUUGUGUCAUAACAUGAACAUCUGGGGGCAGAUAUGGCCCAAAGCUGUCUACCUGGUGUGCAAUUACUCCCCAAAGGGAAACUGGUGGGGCCAUGCCCCUUACAAACAUGGGCGGCCCUGUUCUGCUUGCCCACCUAGUUUUGGAGGGGGCUGUAGAGAAAAUCUGUGCUACAAAGAAGGGUCAGACAGGUAUUAUCCCCCUCGAGAAGAGGAAACAAAUGAAAUAGAACGACAGCAGUCACAAGUCCAUGACACCCAUGUCCGGACAAGAUCAGAUGAUAGUAGCAGAAAUGAAGUCAUAAGCACACAGCAAAUGUCCCAAAUUGUUUCUUGUGAAGUAAGAUUAAGAGAUCAGUGCAAAGGAACAACCUGCAAUAGGUACGAAUGUCCUGCUGGCUGUUUGGAUAGUAAAGCUAAAGUUAUUGGCAGUGUACAUUAUGAAAUGCAAUCCAGCAUCUGUAGAGCUGCAAUUCAUUAUGGUAUAAUAGACAAUGAUGGUGGCUGGGUAGAUAUCACUAGACAAGGAAGAAAGCAUUAUUUCAUCAAGUCCAAUAGAAAUGGCAUUCAAACAAUUGGCAAAUAUCAGUCUGCUAAUUCCUUCACAGUCUCUAAAGUAACAGUUCAGGCUGUGACUUGUGAAACAACUGUGGAACAGCUCUGUCCAUUUCAUAAGCCUGCUUCACAUUGCCCAAGAGUAUACUGUCCUCGUAACUGUAUGCAAGCAAAUCCACAUUAUGCUCGUGUAAUUGGAACUCGAGUUUAUUCUGAUCUGUCCAGUAUCUGCAGAGCAGCAGUACAUGCUGGAGUGGUUCGAAAUCACGGUGGUUAUGUUGAUGUAAUGCCUGUGGACAAAAGAAAGACCUACAUUGCUUCUUUUCAGAAUGGAAUCUUCUCAGAAAGUUUACAGAAUCCUCCAGGAGGAAAGGCAUUCAGAGUGUUUGCUGUUGUGUGAAACGGAAUACUUGGAAGAGGAUCAUAAAGACUAUUCCAAAUGAAAUAUUUCUGAAUUUUGUAUAAAACUGUAACAUUACUGUACAGAGUACAUCAACUAUUUUCAGCCCAAAAAGGUGCCAAAUGCAUAUAAAUCUUGAUAAACAAAGUCUAUAAAAUAAAACAUGGGACAUUAGCUUUGGGAAAAGUAAUGAAAAUAUAAUGGUUUUAGAAAUCCUGUGUUAAAUAUUGCUAUAUUUUCUUAGCAGUUAUUUCUACAGUUAAUUACAUAGUCAUGAUUGUUCUACAUUUCAUAUAUUAUAUGGUGCUUUGUAUAUGCCACUAAUAAAAUGAAUCUAAACAUUGAAUGUGAAUGGCCCUCAGAAAAUCAUCUAGUGCAUUUAAAAAUAAUCGACUCUAAAACUGAAAGAAACCUUAUCACAUUUUCCCCAGUUCAAUGCUAUGCCAUUACCAACUCCAAAUAAUCUCAAAUAAUUUUCCACUUAAUAACUGUCAAGUUUUUUUUCUGUUAAUUUAGGCAUAUAGAAUAUUAAAUUCUGAUAUUGCACUUCUUAUUUUAUAUAAAAUAAUCCUUUAAUAUCCAAAUGAAUCUGUUAAAAUGUUUGAUUCCUUGGGAAUGGCCUUAAAAAUAAAUGUAAUAAAGUCAGAGUGGUGGUAUGAAAACAUUCCUAGUGAUCAUGUAGUAAAUGUAGGGUUAAGCAUGGGCAGCCAGAGCUUUCUAUGUACUGUUAAAAUUGAGGUCACAUAUUUUCUUUUGUAUCCUGGCAAAUACUCCUGCAGGCCAGGAAGUAUAAUAGCAAAAAGUUGAACAAAGAUGAACUAAUGUAUUACAUCACCAUUGCCACUGAUUUUUUUUUUAAAUGGUAAAUGACCUUGUAUAUAAAUAUUGCCAUAUCAUGGUACCUAUAAUGGUGAUAUAUUUGUUUCUAUGAAAAAUGUAUUGUGCUUUGAUACUAAAAAUCUGUAAAAUGUUAGUUUUGGUAAUUUUUUUUCUGCUGGUGGAUUUACAUAUUAAAUUUUUUCUGCUGGUGGAUAAACAUUAAAAUUAAUCAUGUUUCAAAGUUUUAUUUUCAGUUCCUUUUGCAUGCCUAUUUUGAUUUAGAAAUCACUUUAAGAUAAAUGAACAAAAUUAUUGUAAGUCUUCUAAACUUGGUUUAUUGACGUUAGUAUAAAUAACAUACUUAAUACCAGAUGUCUACAAAAUCGACCUGAUUAUUUAGGUAUUUGUAUGUGAAAGAGAAACACAUAUUUAGAAACACAGCAAGGGAGAUUUUGAAUAAAGAGAGAGAUGAAUUUAUAAAGUAGGAAAAAAAGAAUCUGAAAGAUACAAAGUGAUUAUAAAAGAAUUGACAGGACAAUAAAUACUUCAAAUACUUUUAGAAAGUAAAUGAGUAGGAGUUUAGGAGGGAUAAAUGAGAUAAAUUCCAUGCAAUGAUCAAGGAAAGCAAGAGAGCAGAUAAUACAAAAGAAAAAGAAGAAGGUUCACAUAAAUAGCUUCUGGAGUGCAAAUUAUAAAGACAUCAACAUUUUUGAUCAUAUAAUAAGUAUCGGCUUAGAGCUAAGUGGUUCCAAAUACUGGUAAUUAAAACAAUGAUGUAUACGUUAAAGAUUGCAAAACUUAAAAGCAGAUUUUUAUGGGAACUUUUUCCGAAAGGAUACAUGACCACCUUCUUAAAUAGUAUGACUUUACAUAGACUCUUUUUCUGGUCCUUACUGCUCCUCCCACAACAGGGAAGCCCCAUCAGUUCUGUCAGUAUACGGUUUUCUUCUAUUUGCCCUUAGUUUAGAUCUCUAUCAUCAAUUCCACUUACUAUUGUAAUAUCUUCAGCUGGAGCCUCUUUGUGUCUUUCUCCAUUCCUUUUUAAUACAUUCGUAUUUCCCAGCCCCAGAACCCUUGAAAUUAACUCUUCCAUGAGUUUUCAUUGCUGAAGAAAAACCAAACAUCCUUGUAAAAACAUUUAAGAACUUCCAUAGUCUUGUUCAUAUUGUUUACCUAUCUUCUACACAAGGUGUGUCCUUGGGUAAGUUAUUUAACUUCAAUUUACCUUACCUGUAAAAUGGAACAAAUAAUAUCUCCUUAAGAUUGCUCUACGAAUUAAUUGACACAUUAUGUGUGAUGUACUUAAAGGAAUAAUAAACGCAUAAUAUGUGGUCAGUGGAUGCCAUUUUCUAUUAUAAUCAUUUUUGUUAUUUAAUUUGGGGAAACUAUUCAUCUGUCAUAUACUAUUGAUCCUUUGGCACUUAAAUAAAUGUGAAAUCCUCCAGGAAUUUUCCUGUGAUUCUCCUUGUAAGAAUUAAAUGCUCUCUAAUAUGA